This is a messenger RNA of Aspergillus nidulans FGSC A4, 1548 nucleotides long. RefSeq lists its product as uncharacterized. The transcript has 4 exons. The record is from RefSeq and is a predicted model, not a curated record. NCBI's taxonomy places the organism in Eukaryota, Fungi, Ascomycota, Eurotiomycetes, Eurotiales, Aspergillaceae. The coding region runs from base 157 to 1548 and encodes 463 amino acids.
AGAUAGAGAAUCAAUCGUCAUAUGGCAUCCGAUCCUUAGUAGGCUACGUCCGUGUAGUUGAUACAGCUUCCUUCUGCCCUUUCCUCUCUUAGCAUUCACACACUUAACAAACAAAAUAGGAAACAACAAGGCCAGUCCAGAAGCCAUGGUCAAUCGAUGGAUAUCUCUUCAAUUGAACCAAGGUCUGCCCCUCCUACGAAACCGGAUCUGUGGCAACGCGCUUUUGAUGACCUUAGACCCGAAGACCAAGAACUUAUCAAGUCCGUAUCGAUGCCAUCGUGCAACAAAAAAAUCGAAUGCAACGGUGAGAAUAACAGUUCAGCUAUUGUGAGCCGUCUAAGGAUACUCAGUGAGUUAGUCGAAUCUGUGAAGAUCCAAUAUCAAACCGACCAAGAAAAUUCCAGGAUUAAAGAACCAGCCCAGAGAAUCGUCAAGGCUGUUCCUAAUUUCCAGUCCUUUAUCCAGAAAGCUGUGGCCAUCGACCCGACAGGACACGCAACUAGCGUCUGGGCGAUCGUAUCCCUGGGAUUUACUAAAGAGGCUUGGUUGGAGUCUUGCGCCUCCCUCACAAAUGUUAUUACCCGGUAUAGCCUCGUGGAGGACGAAUAUCGAAAGAACCCAACUACCGACGAACACGUUGAGACCGCUCUCGUCCAGGUAUACGCCGCAGUAUUAACGUUCGCAGCCCGGGCCCAGUCACUUUAUGAUCGCGGGCGUGCCGUCUGGAUCUGGAAGAGUGUGACGAGCUACGCCCGAAGUCUUGAUUUGAGCAUUGCCCGAAUCAAGACGAGCCGGUCCACUAUGAACCAACUGCCGAUUGAAUCUCUGCUCGUGACAAAGAGCAUACCUGGGGAUUCACUUACAGAACUCCGGAAGUCCAUUGCUGAAGCGGAAUUUCAUCUCCAGAAAUGGUUCCAGAUAGUGGACUGCUAUGAACAGAGAGAGAGGGUGAAUCGGCUCCUUGAAGUGGCAGACAACAUGCUGAGCUCAGCCAAUGAACCCCACGACAAGAUCGACCUUGCCGAGCUCAAGGUUGCAGAAGAGGCCCAUUAUAAUGCGUAUACCGGAGAAGAGGAUCAAGAACGUCUACCAGAGACUCGAACUGAACUACUUGAAGAUAUCAAAAGCUGGGCCACUGAUCCAGAUAGGCGACCUGUGUUCUGGCUGCAGGAGAUUACCACCUCUUCGGCAGCCAAUCAAGAGGCAAUUAGGACGUCUCGCGAUAAUGGAAGCAGGAAUCCACAGGAACAGUUUAACGAACUGCUUUUCGAGCCCCUCAAGAGCCUUAAUCUUGGCUUAAGGACUCCUUUAAUCCUGGCUGCCGUCAUCGAUGCCCUGGAUGAGUGCCAGGUACCAGGUGAUGUCACAGCCUUUCUCUCAAUUCUGCCGACAUUGAACGACUUGGAAGAAGUGCACCUACGAGUGUUAAUCACCAGAAGGCCAGAACCGCCUGUUACCAGGGGCUUCCGAUCAAUCUAUAAGGAUGAGAUCAUUCUCCACCAGAUUAAGAGGUCUACCAUUCAACAUGAUAUCUCAGUCUUUCUCUAG